Helianthus annuus (common sunflower) is the source of this 1012-nucleotide messenger RNA. RefSeq lists its product as uncharacterized. The transcript is spliced from 8 exons. Lineage: Eukaryota; Viridiplantae; Streptophyta; Magnoliopsida; Asterales; Asteraceae. The record is from RefSeq and is a predicted model, not a curated record. The coding region runs from base 165 to 884 and encodes 239 amino acids.
ACAAAAUCAAAUCAAAGAGUUGCUAUUAAGCGAUGCAACGGAAAUCGAAAAAACCAAAACCAAAGGAAUUUAGAAACCAAAAUAACUUGGUAGGAGAAGCUGAACAUCGUGUUUCCCUCGCCUUCUUCUUCUUUUCACACUUGAAUCGCUCAUCGUGGAUCUGAAUGGAUUUGUCAAACUUUGAACCCUUAUUCGGUGAGCCCAAGGUGGAGUCCACGCCUGCCCGUCCAUUCUUGUUUCAAGUUCACGCCCCGGACUCCUCUCAACUCAGAGUUGUUGUCACUGAUUUUCUCUCCACCACUUUUCAGGCACUUUGCUCAAUUCAACAGCUCGAUGAUAUGAGAGAUGAGACUGGAGUUGGUGGUUCUUGGUCUGACUUUCUGGAAUACCUUGUUCAUUCCAUAAAGUUUGGGGAUGUCAAGCUUCUUUUGGAGGGCCAAUCAAAAUCAAGUGGACCAAGACUUAUCGCUCAGAAGUCAAAAGGAAUGCCGAAAAUCUCCGUUUCUCUGCGUAGCCUUGUUGCUACUGCUGCAAAUGAGGCGAUCGCAAGGCUUUCUAUUGAUAUGUACAAAGCAUAUCAAACCAAUCGCACCUUGCUACUUGAAGAGCAAGAGAGUCGACACCAGUUGACAAAAGUGCUUUCAGCUGAAAAGGAAAAAAGUGAACAACUUCAGAAGCAACUUGAUGGGCUACUUUAUUCAAACAGGCACAACUCGCAUAAGAUCCAUGAUAAAUUAACAUCAGAUACUUCAUCUGCUGCCACCCUCUAUGACAAACAAUCCGAUCAGAAUCCAAGCCCGAUGAAGGCGCCGAAGCGUGUGGUUCCAGCACAUCGCAGAUCGAAAGUACGAGGGGUUCUCCUGCAAGAUACUGAAGAUGAUUAGAUGAGUUGAAACACAGAACAUAAUUAAUUAUUAAUUCCAGGUUUUUGAGCUGUAAAUCAUUAUGCUGAACAGGUUGUAUUUAUCUUAUCCAUAUGACAAGGUAGGUAAAUCCUAUUGUGGCACAAAAA